UUCUGUAUUGAGCUUGUAUUUUUUUCCAAGUUACCCGGGACGUAUUUCUCCUGAUAGGUGAAUGAGCCAAGGAUGAGUGAUGGAUUGACCCUCAUUGUUUCAUUUUUUCAUCUACCUGGGCCUUCAGAGCUACAGUCUUCUGUGGGUAGUCCUGGCAUUUUCAAUUGGUGUAAUUAUCUGGAGAAUAAGAUUUUUUCCUUUUCUGUAUAAUUACCCUAGAUUUUGUACGCAUACAUGAUAGAAUAUUAAUUAUUGGGGAUCCAUUGUUCUUCAGUUCUUUCAGGCAGAGAAAAGUGCUUUGCCAGCAUUGCUUAUGACUCUGCUGAUAAGAGUAUGGUGUACUUGAUCCAUUGCAUUAACCUUGACUCAAGAAAAUUUUGCCCUUUUUUGCAAUUUGAGAUGUCAUUUGGUUGGCCUGCAAAUGGGGAUAUGAAUUCUAAACUAUGGGCAACUAAACUGAAAUGAAUUGAUUUUGAAUCUACACAAAGAGGAGGAGGAAACUAUGAGAGCACUGUUGUCAUCGGGGCAGCAUCAGCACAUUUUCUUGAGAAAUCAAGGGCCAGAGAAUAAGUAAGGCUCAAGAAGCCCUAGAAUGUUCAUACAUUGCUGAGAAAAUCCUGGAUUAAUUAAAACUAUGACUAGUGAGGUACCUGUCCCUUCAGGCAGUAGGAUCCAGCAAGAAUCAUUUUCUGUUGUUACGGGCGACGAAUUCCCUACAGGAAAACGUGCUCAUAAUAUCUCUGUACAGACGGGUGAAGAAUUUUCUUUGGAAUUUUUUCAAGAUCUUGUUGCUCCGAGAAGAGUACCACCUAUCAUGCAUAAUAUGGAUCAAAGCAAUAAGGAAAGAGUGGGGUUUAACUUUAAUCAGAAUUAUCAGCUGAGGUAUGAAGAUCUAACUGGAAUUCUUGGGCUAAGAAGAAUUGAUUCAGGAUGUGAAUCUGAUGCCUCAGAUUACGGUUCGGGAAAAGGGUGUAUUGCAGGGGUUGAAAACAAUGUCUAUUUUGAUAAACUAAGUAGAUACCACAAGGAAGCCAGUGCGAGUGGGCAAAGAUCAGGAAAGUAUAAUGAUGAAAUGGAUUUUGGUCAAGUUUCUCAAGGGCCAAUUGCUCCACCACUUCCCAUUUCUGAGUCUCCACAUGCUCAUCUCCCUAAUGCAUCAGGGACUUUGGGUUGUUUUCAAUCGGGCAGGAUGAAGUUCCUCUGUAGCUUUGGUGGAAAGAUCUUGCCUCGACCAAGUGAUGGGAAGCUUCGAUAUGUGGGUGGAGAAACUCGGAUCAUUACCAUCAGGAAGCAUCUUUCUUGGGAGGAGCUUGUGAAGAAGACGUCAGCAAUAUGCAACCAACCUCAUACAAUCAAGUACCAGCUCCCAGGUGAGGACCUUGAUGCCCUUAUAUCUGUGUUGUCGGAUGAGGAUCUUCUGAAUAUGAUAGAGGAAUACAAUGGGCUUGAAAGAGUUGAGGGUUCUCAACGGCUGCGCAUAUUUCUUAUCUCUUCAAGUGAAUCUGAUAGCCCAUGUUCUUUUGAAGCAAGGGCCUCGCAGCACAGCAAUUCCGAGUACCAGUAUGUUGUUGCUGUGAAUGGCAUAUUGGACCCCAGUCCCCGAAAAAUGUCUAGUGGCCAGAGCUUAGUAGGCCAAUUGGGACAUAAUUUGGAUGGUGCCACAAGCUUUCUCAGAGAUUCUCCUACUUCGCUGCAUCCUUUGGAGAUCAAGGAUGGAAUUGGUUCCCCAAAUAUGGUGGGGAUGUUUUCACAUCCUGCUGCUCAGUUUUUUGUUGUCCCCCAGAACCCAACAAAGUCCCCCAAUCAGUCGCCUCCUUUGUCACCAUUGCCAGUUCAGCAAAGAGACUCUAAGGGUGUUCAGAUGCAAUUGCAUGAUGAUCAGCUGGGUCAUAGUAGUAAUGAAAGCAACAGUCCCUUUGUCACAGACCAACUGCCUGAUAAUUACUGCAUUGAUGCCACUGGCUACUUUCUUCUACCCACUGGACCUGGACCAUUAAUGAAUUACCAUCAUCCUAACAAUUGCAUGGUGGACACAGAGCAAACAAGCAGACCCUGUGGAGUGCAUUUCCACAACCGCAGACCCAGCAGAGAUUUCGCUCGGCCAGUAUUUGUUCGAAAUGCCAGUGACUUGGAUGAGUACUACUGUGAGAGGCCCAUGCUCAAGGAAAGGGCAUUCCACUCUGAAAAAAAUUUCUCACAUCCAGAAGAUCCAAUGGGAAUGGUUUCAGGAUCUAAUGAUUUGGUUGGUUCUCAUCAUGGGAUGCCACAUGCUCGAUCUGAUUCACAACUGCAGGAGAAUGGAGGGAGGUCUAUUUACUGUUUGCAGGAAGGAAUAACUCCAUCACCCCCACUUGACUUUGAAACCACGCAAUCUCCUUCACGGUUGAAGUCGACUGCCAUCCAAGAGAAGUGUGAAUUUACAAAUCCUGAGUUUCAAACGAUGGUACAGGUUACAGACUCUAUUGGCUCCCAAAGGAGAGUGGAUUCUCCAAGUUCUUCUCAUUGUCCAGAAUUCUCUGACAGGAGUCAAAGACCUUACUGGGGUGUCCAUCUUACUCAUGACAAAUACCAAAAGGCUGCAGAAGAUAUGAAUGCCCCCAAUUUCAUGUCACAGGAAGGUGACGAGGAAAAUCCUGGAUUGAGUGAUGAUACAUUGAACUUGAUAAAUGAGAAAGACGCUUGUCUGCAUCAUUGGAACCACAACCAAAGCAACACCAGCAAUAGACCACAUUUUACUGCUGAGGACAACAGAAGAAAAAAGACCAUUGCUGAACACCAUCCAAGUUCUGUGUUUGGUGUUCAUGGUUCCCCACAAGAGUUACAAGUCCCUGGAAGCAACAUGGUUGCAUCAUCUGGUAUUGCUUGGGAACCUUCAAUGGAUAUUAUGGUAGACCUACCCCAAGGCUACCAAUUGGAAAAAAAUGCACCUAAGCUUCUCGUGAAGAGCCCAAGGAUUCCCAAGGAUCAGCUGUGUACCCCUAGUGUGCCAAUAAAUGGUGAACCUGGAAAUGAGGUGAAUGUCUUACCACCAUCUUCUGUUGCAUGGUCCGGGAAUAUUAAAGUUGAAGGCUUAGAAAAUGUUCGCCAUAAAACUACAAAACAACAGUCUAAUGAGAAUUCUUUAACUGAUCUACUUUGUGAUUCGUCCCUACUACAAUUUGAUUCUCAAAGGAAAAUGGGUGACCAAGAAUGUACAGUGACAACCUCUGUAAAUUUAGCUCCAUUUUCUAUUGGAAAAUGUGCUGGUUCGAGCAUAAACUUGCAGACAGAUGAUCCCAGUCUCACUUGGUCUUCAUAUCAGACUGCUGCUACAGAUGCUGCUUUGAAGAGAGAAGUUACUCUCCUUGAUGAGGAACCUUUGAAUUUUCUUGAUGAGAAGGUUGAAAGGGUAGACCAUGGGGUAAACUUAUAUGGACCAUCAAGAACUGAAGAUUCUAUCUUUGUCCACUCAGAAUGCUCAAGUAAUCUUGAUCAGCAAAUUCAGCAGGAAUCUGUUGUUGAUGUUGAAGAUGUGACUGAUAUUAUGCCCCCUGAUGAUCAGAAAAUUCCGCUGGAAUCAGUUGUUGUUGAAGAUGUGACUGAUAGUAUGCCUCCUGACCUUGAGAUCUCGGAAGUCAUCCCUCAUGUACUGGAUACUAACGAGGAUAUCUCAUCACCUAGGAUAACUGAAGCUGAAAGCAUAAGUCCAGAAAAUGAGGAUACUAAAACUGAUGACAGAGAUAUGGAUGGAUCAAUCAGUGAUGCUACAAUAGCUGAAAUAGAAGCUGGCAUCUAUGGUCUGCAGAUCAUAAGAAAUGCUGAUCUUGAAGAAUUACGUGAGUUAGGCUCCGGUACAUUUGGAACAGUUUAUCAUGGGAAGUGGCGGGGAACAGACGUUGCUAUUAAGAGGAUCAAGAAAAGCUGUUUUGCAGGGAGAUCAUCUGAGCAAGAGCGGUUGACUAAAGACUUUUGGAGAGAAGCACAGAUCCUAUCAAAUCUUCACCAUCCAAAUGUUGUAGCAUUUUAUGGGGUGGUCCCAGACGGGGCUGGGGGAACAUUGGCAACUGUAACUGAAUUCAUGGUGAACGGAUCACUUAGGCAUGUCCUACUUCGGAAGGAUAGGGCACUUGAUCGGCGUAAGAGACUUAUAAUUGCAAUGGAUGCAGCUUUCGGCAUGGAAUACUUGCAUUCAAAGAAUAUUGUUCACUUUGAUCUAAAAUGCGACAAUUUGCUGGUCAAUAUGAGAGAUUCUCAGCGACCCAUAUGCAAGGUUGGAGACUUUGGAUUGUCAAGAAUUAAACGUAAUACUCUGGUAUCAGGUGGUGUUAGAGGAACCCUUCCGUGGAUGGCGCCUGAACUAUUGAAUGGUAGCAGCAGUCGAGUUUCUGAGAAGGUUGAUGUUUUCUCAUUUGGCAUUGCAAUGUGGGAAAUCCUGACUGGGGAGGAGCCAUAUGCCAAUAUGCAUUGUGGGGCAAUAAUAGGAGGAAUUGUCAACAACACUCUACGGCCACCAAUUCCAGAACGUUGUGAUCCUGAGUGGAGAAAACUAAUGCAAGAGUGCUGGUCCCCUGAGCCAGCAGAAAGGCCAUCAUUCACAGAGAUAACAGACAGGCUGCGUCACAUGUCGAUGGCACUUCAAACGAAGCCUGCACAGAGAUGAACCCAAACUUUUCCUUGUAAGUAAGAAAAAAUAUAAGUUGACUGAUUCACUCUUGUAUGGCCAAGAUAGCCUCAAUACAACCCCUGCUGUAGAAGAUCUGAUUUUUGGAGAUAGAGAGCAUCAAUAAUAUUUGUAAUAUUCUUUCACUUUUGAUAAUAAAUCAAUUUGUUAUUUUCUCA
Telopea speciosissima is the source of this 4818-nucleotide messenger RNA. RefSeq lists its product as uncharacterized. Gene Ontology annotation, cellular component: cytoplasm. Lineage: Eukaryota; Viridiplantae; Streptophyta; Magnoliopsida; Proteales; Proteaceae. Bases 635 to 4639 code for a protein of 1334 amino acids. Gene Ontology annotation, biological process: signal transduction; protein phosphorylation. The record is from RefSeq and is a predicted model, not a curated record. The transcript is spliced from 8 exons. Gene Ontology annotation, molecular function: protein kinase activity; protein binding; ATP binding.